AGAAAUAAAUAGAGUGUGAUGAAACAAAAAGAGAGCUCAAAGUAGCUCCUACAAUAAGGAUGACUUGAUAAAAGAGGAAAAUGUUCAGCCUGCCUGUUCACCAAAAAAUCCGCCAUUUUCAUCCAGUUGGGAGAAAUAAAGAGCCAAUUGCUGAAGAUGCAACACGUUUGAGAAAGUUAAAUCAAAGGCUUAAAAAAGUGUCAUGUCCCAGAGAAGAUGUUGCUCUACCUUUAGUGUAUACUGGUGGAUUAUCAAAGCCACUCACAAUAUUGGACUCUUUAUCUAACAAAGAUAAUAUAUCACUUAGAGAAAUAAGUUGGAUGGAGAGUGAAUUAUCAAAGCUACAUAACCAGUUACGAAGGCUUCAUACCUCCCUCUCUUUAUUACCAAAGUGUACUCCAGUACUACCUACUCUAAAGGAGGUUGAUCCUCUUUAUAAACUGCUGGACCACUCAAGCAUUGAAGUGUCUGGUACAAUGGAUCUGUUAUCAAUUGUAUCCUUAUCACUAGCUAUACCUGGGCAAACUCCACACAAGUUGACUAAUGAGUGCAUUACUGACACUGAAAUGGCUAAAAAGGAAUUAUCUUCAGCUAAAGACAAGAAAAUAACAAAGACAUUAUUAGAGACAAUACUAAGAACACUUGAAAUAAUGGAAUCAAGACAAGCUGACCAGUUGAAGGCUCAAGAGGCAGAAAUAAUCAGACAGAAAGAGAGCAUGGAAGAUUAUGUGAAGUACAUUGAAGAAUUGUUUCUUAGCAUUAAGACAAGUCAUAAAGAGUUCAUGAGGGAUUUAUAUCAUAAGAUUGACUUCCCAUUAAAAGAUCUUACAGCUCAUUAUUAUCAUUUAAAGGCCAGCAACAGUUCAUUGGAGAUAUUAGAAUCAUAUAUUUAUGAAUUAAAUGACUUUUGUAGACAGUUAAAGCAAAUAUCAGAGAAAGACUCAGAGUCAUUAUUAGGUGUAUUCAGUGAAAUGUCAUCACAAAGUACAAAGAUGAAUUAAAUCUCAUAUCACUUCUAAAUUAAAAUUAAAUGAUUAUUAUUAAUUGUAUAUGCACAUACAAAAGACUUUAAAUGAGAAUUUAAAAAAUUAAUUUUGAGGAAUACUUUAAUAAUUAUGGUCACUGCUUUAAUAGCCAAAAC
Messenger RNA from Amphimedon queenslandica, 1141 nucleotides. RefSeq lists its product as uncharacterized. The transcript is spliced from 11 exons. The record is from RefSeq and is a predicted model, not a curated record. The coding region runs from base 81 to 1001 and encodes 306 amino acids. NCBI's taxonomy places the organism in Eukaryota, Metazoa, Porifera, Demospongiae, Haplosclerida, Niphatidae.